Penicillium canariense is the source of this 1572-nucleotide messenger RNA. RefSeq names its product putative serine carboxypeptidase (gene cp9). Gene Ontology annotation, biological process: proteolysis; apoptotic process. The record is from RefSeq and is a predicted model, not a curated record. Gene Ontology annotation, molecular function: serine-type carboxypeptidase activity. Bases 1 to 1572 code for a protein of 523 amino acids. Gene Ontology annotation, cellular component: trans-Golgi network. The transcript is spliced from 2 exons. NCBI's taxonomy places the organism in Eukaryota, Fungi, Ascomycota, Eurotiomycetes, Eurotiales, Aspergillaceae.
AUGAAUAUCACGCUGUUCUUUUUUUUCUUUCAGUUCCUAUGGUCGAUUCCAAACUUGCCAGUUUUCAAGACUGCGCGCACCUCUCAGUUCGAAGUUCGCUCGUUACCAGAUGGUCCGGUGUUGCCGACUAGCUGGGCUGGACGGUUGCCAGUACCGGGGAGGCAAGAGGGGAAUGAGAUUUUCUUCUGGCUGUUUGAAGCUGAAGAUAAAGCAUAUGAUGAUACAUUCAUCAUCUGGUUGAACGGCGGGCCGGGCUGCUCAUCCCUCGUAGGGCUAACCGGCGGCAACGGGCCUGUCUCUUUCCUCGCGAAUUCGACUGCUCUAGAGCGCAACCCCUACUCCUGGACCCAGCUUGGUCAUGUUCUCUACCUGGACCAACCCGUCGGCACCGGGUUCUCGACCGCCAGUAGUCCCUACCCAGUCCGCAAUAACGACAUGGUGACCGCCGACUUUGUGGCAUGGCUGAACGCCUUUCUCGCAUUUUUCCCGCACUUGCAGUCAAAGCAGAUCCAUUUGAUGGGCGAGUCUUACGCAGGUAUCUACAUACCCUACUUCGCCGCCGCCCUACUGGAGGGAAACAGUUCGCACCCACUCAACAUCCGUUCCCUGUCUCUGGGUGACGGAUCCUGGGGCAACGCAGCCGCCAUGUCCUCCGUCACAAUAGGGGCAUACAUGCACUCACAGUCAAUGGCCCUCAAGCUACCCAAGGACAUACUCUCCGUCUUCGCCGCGGCAGACAGCACCUGCGGUUUCGACGACGUCCUUGCCCAAGCGCAGAGCUACCCGCCCCAAGGCAAGAUCAACAUCCCAGGGAAUCCGGAGGACUUCAACUACCGCCGCCGGCGAGACAUGACGGAUGUGAUCGAGGCCUCGUGCAGCAUAUCCCCGACGACGGCGGCAGAAGUCACCACCUCCAUCUUCAACUCGACCUGCUACGGGCCCUGUGCGGCAUACUCCACUGCGCUGGACUACAUGGAUGCUGCCUCCGCCGGCGGUACGGGCAUCCCCUGCUUCGACGUCUACGACAUCCACCAUGACUGCGGCACGGUCGACAGCAUGGCCCUUAUGGGGACGUACUUCAGUCGCCCAGAUGUCCAGGCUGCCCUGCACGUUGCCGGCCACAGGGAAUAUAGCGCGUGCAACUCGACGAUCCUGGGCACGCUGCUGGGUGCACCGUCAGUCGUGCCGCCGGCGUACACGAUCCUGCCGGCCCUGGUGACGGAGCAUAACAUCUCGCUACAUAUCUACAAUGGUGAGUGGGAUAUGCUUCUCAACCAUAUCGGCACAGAGCUGUCUAUCCAGAAUAUGACAUGGAGGGGUGCGCAGGGGUUCGGGAUAGGCCCCCAGCGGCUGUUUUAUGCAGAUAAUGCUGCGCCUGUAGAUGGGGUGAACGGGUGGCAGUCCGGUGAGGUUAAUGAGGGUAAUGCGACCGCUGGUGUGGCGGGGUAUUGGGCAGAGGAGCGAGGUGUGACGUAUCAUCUAUUCCGUGAGGCGGGGCAUAGUGUGUUUGCGAACAAGCCGCGCGAGAUGUUUUCGUAUGUGCGGGAUGUGGUGGUCGGAGCAAAAGGUUGA